Messenger RNA from Cavia porcellus (domestic guinea pig), 5420 nucleotides. It is a transcript of the gene Eif3a, whose product is annotated as eukaryotic translation initiation factor 3 subunit A. The record is from RefSeq and is a predicted model, not a curated record. The transcript has 22 exons. NCBI's taxonomy places the organism in Eukaryota, Metazoa, Chordata, Mammalia, Rodentia, Caviidae. Gene Ontology annotation, biological process: formation of cytoplasmic translation initiation complex; translation reinitiation. Gene Ontology annotation, cellular component: multi-eIF complex; eukaryotic translation initiation factor 3 complex, eIF3m; eukaryotic translation initiation factor 3 complex, eIF3e. Gene Ontology annotation, molecular function: mRNA binding; translation initiation factor activity. The coding region runs from base 169 to 4422 and encodes 1417 amino acids.
CGCCGCGCUGAGGUCACGUGGCUCUUUCCUUUCCGUCGCUGGCCGGCUGGGCGCGGGUGACUGCUGGCGAAGCGCGUGGAACCUCGCGCUGGUUCCCCUUCGUCCAUUCUCCCGGCUCGGGCCAGUAGGGAGUUAGCUGACGCUGGGUGAACUGAGCCUGCUGCCAAGAUGCCGGCCUACUUCCAGAGGCCGGAAAAUGCCCUCAAACGCGCCAACGAGUUUCUUGAGGUUGGCAAAAAGCAGCCUGCCCUAGAUGUUCUUUAUGAUGUUAUGAAAAGUAAGAAACAUAGAACAUGGCAGAAGAUACAUGAGCCAAUUAUGUUGAAAUACUUGGAGCUUUGUGUGGAUCUUCGUAAGAGCCACCUGGCUAAGGAAGGAUUAUACCAGUAUAAGAACAUUUGUCAACAGGUGAAUAUUAAAUCUUUAGAGGAUGUCGUUAGGUCAUAUUUGAAACUGGCAGAAGAAAAAACUGAAGCUGCCAAAGAAGAAUCCCAACAGAUGGUAUUAGAUAUAGAAGAUCUGGAUAAUAUUCAAACUCCUGAGAGUGUUCUCCUAAGUGCUGUAAGUGGGGAAGACACACAGGAUCGUACUGAUAGGUUACUUUUAACUCCCUGGGUUAAGUUCCUGUGGGAGUCAUACAGACAGUGUUUGGACCUUCUUCGAAACAAUUCUCGAGUAGAACGCCUCUACCAUGAUAUUGCCCAGCAAGCUUUUAAAUUCUGCCUCCAAUAUACCCGUAAGGCUGAGUUCCGUAAACUGUGUGACAAUUUGAGAAUGCACUUGUCCCAAAUUCAGCGCCAUCAUAACCAAAGCACAGCAAUCAAUCUCAAUAAUCCAGAGAGCCAAUCCAUGCAUUUGGAAACGAGACUUGUUCAGUUGGAUAGUGCCAUCAGCAUGGAACUUUGGCAGGAAGCAUUCAAAGCUGUAGAAGAUAUUCAUGGCCUAUUUUCCUUGUCUAAAAAACCACCUAAGCCUCAAUUGAUGGCAAAUUACUAUAACAAAGUCUCAACUGUAUUUUGGAAAUCUGGAAAUGCUCUUUUUCAUGCAUCUACACUACAUCGUCUUUACCAUCUGUCUAGAGAAAUGAGAAAAAAUCUCACCCAAGAUGAAAUGCAAAGAAUGUCUACGAGAGUCCUUUUGGCUACUCUGUCCAUCCCUAUUACUCCUGAACGAACAGAUAUUGCUCGACUUCUGGAUAUGGAUGGCAUUAUAGUUGAAAAACAACGUCGUCUUGCAACACUGCUGGGUCUUCAAGCCCCACCAACGCGAAUUGGCCUUAUUAAUGAUAUGGUCAGAUUUAAUGUGCUACAGUAUGUUGUUCCAGAGGUGAAAGACCUUUAUAACUGGUUGGAGGUAGAAUUUAACCCACUAAAACUCUGUGAGAGAGUCACAAAGGUUCUAAAUUGGGUUAGAGAACAACCUGAAAAGGAGCCAGAGUUACAGCAGUAUGUGCCACAACUGCAGAACAACACCAUACUUCGCCUCUUGCAGCAGGUGGCACAGAUUUAUCAGAGCAUUGAAUUUUCUCGUUUGACUUCUCUGGUUCCUUUUGUUGACGCUUUCCAACUGGAACGGGCCAUAGUAGAUGCAGCUAGGCACUGUGACCUGCAGGUUCGUAUUGACCACACUUCUCGAACCUUGAGUUUUGGAUCUGAUUUGAAUUAUGCUACUCGAGAAGAUGCCCCAAUUGGUCCUCACCUUCAGAGCAUGCCUUCAGAGCAGAUAAGAAAUCAGCUUACAGCCAUGUCGUCAGUACUUGCAAAAGCACUUGAAGUUAUCAAGCCCUCUCACAUAUUGCAAGAGAAAGAAGAACAGCAUCAGUUGGCAGUUACCGCGUAUCUUAAAAAUUCGCGAAAAGAGCACCAGCGUAUCCUGGCUCGCCGUCAGACAAUUGAGGAAAGGAAAGAACGGCUUGAAAGCCUAAAUAUUCAACGUGAGAAAGAAGAAUUGGAGCAGAGGGAAGCUGAGCUCCAGAAAGUACGGAAGGCUGAAGAAGAGAGGCUGCGCCAGGAGGCAAAGGAGCGAGAAAAAGAGAGGAUCUUACAGGAACAUGAACAAAUCAAAAAGAAAACUGUUCGUGAGCGUUUGGAGCAGAUUAAAAAAACAGAGCUGGGUGCAAAAGCAUUCAAAGAUAUUGACAUCGAGGACCUUGAAGAAUUGGAUCCAGAUUUCAUCAUGGCUAAACAAGUUGAACAGCUGGAAAAAGAAAAGAAAGAACUUCAAGAACGCUUAAAGAAUCAAGAAAAGAAGAUUGACUAUUUUGAAAGAGCUAAACGUUUAGAAGAGAUUCCUUUGAUAAAGAGUGCUUACGAGGAACAAAGGAUUAAGGAUAUGGAUUUGUGGGAACAACAAGAAGAAGAAAGAAUUACCACUAUGCAGCUAGAACGGGAAAAGGCUCUUGAACAUAAAAAUAGAAUGUCACGAAUGCUUGAAGACAGAGAUUUAUUUGUGAUGCGACUCAAAGCUGCCCGGCAGUCUGUAUAUGAGGAAAAACUUAAACAGUUUGAAGAGCGAUUAUCAGAAGAAAGGCAUAAUCGCUUGGAGGAACGCAAGAGGCAACGUAAAGAAGAACGCAGAGUAACUUACUAUAGAGAAAAAGAAGAGGAAGAGCAGAGGAGGGCAGAAGAACAAAUGAUAAAAGAGCGAGAAGAGAGAGAACGUGCUGAACGAGCAAAACGUGAGGAAGAGCUUCGAGAAUAUCAGGAGCGGGUCAAGAAACUAGAAGAAGUGGAAAGGAAAAAACGCCAAAGGGAGUUGGAAAUUGAAGAACGAGAGCGUCGUAGAGAGGAAGAGAGAAGACUUGGCGAUGAUUCACUUUCUAGGAAGGACUCUCGUUGGGGAGAUAGAGACUCAGAAGGCACGUGGAGAAAGGGACCUGAAGCUGACUCUGAGUGGAGGAGAGGCCCACCCGAGAAGGAGUGGAGACGUGGAGAAGGACGAGAUGAUGAGAGGCUUCAUAGAAGAGAUGAAGAUCGCCCACGGCGCUUGGGAGAUGAUGAUGAGAGAGAGCAUUCUCAUAGACCAGAUGAUGAUCGGGUACCCAGGCGCGGCAUGGAUGAUGAUAGAGGACCCAGACGUGGUCCUGAUGAAGAUCGCUUUUCUCGUCGUGGAACAGAUGAUGACCGACCUUCUUGGCGUAACGCAGAUGAUGACAGGCCUCCCAGGCGAAUUGGCGAUGACGACAGGCCUGCCAGGCGAAUUGGUGAUGACGACAGGCCUCCCAGGAGAAUUGGCGAUGACGAUAGGGGAAGCUGGCGUCACGCAGAUGACGACAGACCACUUAGACGAGGACUGGAUGAUGACAGAGGAAGCUGGCGAACAGCUGAUGAGGACAGAGGACCAAGACGUGGGAUGGAUGAGGACCGGGUGCUGAGGAGGGGAGGUGCUGAUGAUGAACGAUCAUCCUGGCGGAAUGCUGAUGAUGACCGGGGUCCUAGACGGGGCCUGGAUGAUGACCGGGGUCCCAGGCGAGGGUUGGAUGAUGACCGAGGACCUUGGAGGAAUGUUGAUGAUGAUAGGAUCUCCAGGCGAGGUACAGAUGAUGACAGGGGGUCUUGGAGAAAUAUGGAUGAUGAUCGGAUUUCCCGACCUGGUCCAUGGAGACCAUAUGUUAAGCCAGGUGGAUGGAGAGAGAAAGAAAAAGCCAGAGAAGAGAGCUGGGGUCCACCUCGAGAAACAAGGCCAUCAGAAGAACGUGACUGGGAUAGGGAUAAAGAAAGGGACAGAGACGGUCAGGAUCGUGAGGAGAAUGACAAGGACCCUGAACGGGAAAGGGAUAGAGAAAGAGAUGCAGAUCGUGAGGAUCGUUUCAGGAGACCCAGGGAUGAAGGUGGCUGGAGAAGAGGACCAGCUGAAGAAUCUUCGAGCUGGAGAGAUUCGAGUCGCCGAGAUGAUAGAGAUCGGGAUGACCGUCGUCGGGAGAGAGAUGAUCGGCGUGAUCUAAGAGAUCGACGAGACCCAAGAGAUGACAGAGACCGGAGAGGGCCACCACUCAGAUCUGAACGUGAUGAAGUAAGCUCUUGGAGACGUGCUGAUGACAGGAAAGAUGACCGGGCAGAAGAGCGGGAUCCCCCUCGGCGUGUUCCUCCCCCAGCUCUGUCAAGAGACCGGGAAAGAGAAAGAGACCGAGACCGAGACCGAGAUCGAGAUCGAGACCGGGAAAGAGACAGAGAAAGAGAAAGAGACCGGGACCGGGAGCGAGACCGAGACCGGGAGCGAGACCGAGACCGGGAGCGAGACCGGGACCGGGACCGGGACCGGGACCGGGAAAGGGAAAGGGAAAGAGACCGAGACCGAGAAAGAGACCGAGAAAGGGAAGGUGAAAAAGAGAAGCCCUCAUGGAGAGCUGAUAAAGAUCGAGAGUCCCUUCGUCGCACUAAGAAUGAGACUGAUGAAGAUGGAUGGACCACGGUACGACGUUAAAAGUCCCAAGAUAACAGAUUUAAAUUCUUAUAUAGGUUUGAUCACAUUCAAGGAUUAUUAUACUUGUGCUGCAAUCUAAAUUGGAUUCUUUAAUGUUUCACCAUAACACAAAAAGCAUGAACUUAUAUUAAUCCUAUAUAAUAGAUUGAUCAUGCACCCUAUCCAUAGAGGGGUGGGAAACCAUGCCAUUUUCUGGAAUCUAAGGUGUUGCAUUAUUUCAUCAAUCAUUUGUUUACAAAAAAAAAAAAAAAAAAAAAAAAAAGAAAGGAAAAAAGAAAAAUAAAUUUACAAUGUGAACCUAUCAGGUACCGAGUAAUACCUGUAUCUUGGUAUAGAACAGAGCUUUUUUUUCUUCCAAUUUUGAAAUAUUUGAUAUUAAUUUGGAAUGAGGUAAGGUUUUAUUAAAGAAAUGUGUUUGAAGACUCUAAACCAGUGGAUCUGAUACAGUUUUCACACCAUUAGCAAUUGAAACAUAAACUUCUUUAGGUCUUUUGAGGUUAUUUACUAUUAACUAAAUUUAGAAAGUUUUUAGGUUCACUAUAAGUACAGUAAACAUUGGAGUCAGUGGGAUUUUCUGUAGAUUUUACUUGAGGUGAGUAUAAAGCAGUUUGCAGUCUUUAUUGUAAUGGCAGUACUGCUGAAGUGCAAACCCUGAAACUACAGCUUUUACAUUUGAAACAAUUGGUAAACUAUUGCUGAGUUGUUUUUUUCUGUUGCCAAUAGGAAACUGCUUUCCAUUAAUGGAGAAUUCAUGCCUUUCAAGCAUUUUAAAUGACAAUAUUUAUAAAUGUGGCUUGGAGAAAUUGUUUAAAUUCGUUUUCCUAAUUUUCUUUCUUUUCAGGAUAGAGUCAACAAGUAAUUUGUAGUAAUGACUGUGUUGACUUCAAUUUUGGAGUGUAAUAGUUAUGUUAAAGAAUAACUAUUUGGUCGUAUUGAAGCCAACACAGAACUUGCUGUUUUCUUUCUUCAUUGAAAAAUAAAAUACUCACAGAACUUUA